This is a messenger RNA of Myxocyprinus asiaticus (Chinese sucker), 2724 nucleotides long. RefSeq names its product centrosomal protein 41 (gene cep41). Bases 375 to 1682 code for a protein of 435 amino acids. Gene Ontology annotation, biological process: cilium assembly; protein polyglutamylation. The transcript is spliced from 9 exons. The record is from RefSeq and is a predicted model, not a curated record. NCBI's taxonomy places the organism in Eukaryota, Metazoa, Chordata, Actinopteri, Cypriniformes, Catostomidae. Gene Ontology annotation, cellular component: ciliary basal body.
AUGUCUUGGUGCAGUGCCUUCAGAAAUACAGGAUCACUUCAAUGUGUGUAUACAGCACUUGUACGUAACCUGUUCUAAAUGACGGGAUACCCUUAAUUUGAUUUGAUGAACAUUAAAUUCAAAUCACAUCACUUUUGCUUCAGAAUAUAGACUUUCACUGCUAAGAUCACAUAAUGACUAAAUGUUUCAGCUAUUGUGCCUUUAAAUAAACUUUUUGUGAUAACAGGAGAUGCCUUGUCCUACUGUUAUUUACUCACCUGAUAUGGAAAGAAAGGCUACUUUGUCCACUUUUGGUCAUCUUGUUACAGGUUAAUUUCUCUGAUUUCUCAGGGAUAAGUAAUCCUCAUUCCUUCUUUUGGCUGCAUGAGCAGAGGAUGGUGAUUUGUGCUGUAGAUUACAACAAUUCCUUAGUCAGGCUGUUGUCUAUAGUGGAACUGAGAUGCAUAACCUCAUCCAGCAGUGUCAUUUGGCAUCCUACAGUGGGUUUUAGUGGUGAGGCUGGACUCUGGAGUUCUUGCCAAAGAUAUAAAGAGAUGUUGACAGAGUUUGACUCAGUCUGUAUUUGGAGUUGUCUUGUGAAAGAGAAGUUAAGAGUGCCUACUGUAGCUUUUAUCAGAAUGGAGUUAGAUAUUUUGGGAGUGAAUUUAAAUGCUGUGUCUUUAAAUGAUGAUGAGGUGAGAAAUGGUAAUGCUCAGGAUCCAGAUUACAGAUAUAGGAAGGAUGAGCUAUUUAAAAGGCUAAAAGUGACAACUUUUGCACAGCUGGUAAUCCAAGUUGCUUUAGUGUCAGAUCAGAAUGACAACAUUUCAGAUGAAAUGGCCAGAUUAGAUGAUGAUGUUUCAAUUUUCUCUGAGUCAUCGCGACUGGACCGUCUCUCAGAUCACACUAAUGGCUCUCCCCAGCCUACGCUUCUUCCCCCACAGAAUAUCAACAAUGAUGAAUCGGGUGAUGCUGGGUUUUCACCUAGAUCCACGCUCCAAAGUGUUAUCAGUGGCGUGGGAGAACUGGAUCUGGAUAAAAAUGGGAAGAAGACCAUCCAGCUAUCUCCAAUGUCUACCUCCAACACCACAGAGUGCCCCUAUCUUGACUGCCCAUAUCUGUUGCUGGAUGUAAGGGACAGAGACCAGUACGACCAGUGUCAUAUUAUCAGUGCAUAUAGUUACCCUAUUGCGACCUUAUCUAGGACAAUGAACCCAUAUACUAAAGAAGUUCUGGAUUAUAAAAACACUUCAGGAAAAAUCAUAAUCUUGUAUGAUGAGGACGAGAGGAUAGCGAGUCAAGCAGCCACCACCAUGUGUGAGAGGGGAUUUGACAAUCUCUUCAUGUUAUCUGGGGGUUUAAAAGUGGUUGCUCAGAAAUUCCCUGAGGGAAUGACAACCGGCUCCAUUCCCAUCUCUUGUCUGCCAUCACCUCCGGGACCUGCAGGCCGUAAACGAUCUGUGCCACAGCAGACGCCACAGCUAGCAGAAAAAAAGUGGCGGUUUACCUCGGAGGACCUCAGCAGAAUCCAGCACUUCCUGGAAGAGGUGUUCAUACCCAGCGAGCCCAGCAGUCGUCUCAGCAGCAGAAUGUCAACUAGCAGCGCUCGUUCCAAAGCAUCUAGUGUUCGGAGCAGUCGACAGGGCUCGUCUAUAGCAGGGUCAGACAGUGCCCGUUCACAGAGUAGUAGACCUUGGAAAUGACCCCUAUUGUUAACUUCAUCAUCGUCGUCAUCAUUUUAAUGCAAAUAAAAUCCUAAUGUUUUACUUUAGCAGGAUUCCUGUAAACAUCUGUGAUGGACACACUUAAGUUCUGGUGAUUUUUAUUUUCACUGUCACAUGCCAUGUGCACAUGAUUUCAUUAUCAGUAGUUUACACAACUGGCACUUUUUUAUUUCUUUGGUUUAUGUACGUGUUAUAUUACAUCCUUGCACUGCAGGCACCAGGUCUAAACUAGAUCGUUAAAAAUGUUCAAUCUGUUUGUGAUUUGCCGCUGUCAAAAAUGAUUCUUUAAUAUUAGGGCACAAAGAGCUAAUUUAUUCUAAUGGCUUCGUCCGGCACUCAUUGAUUUUAAUGCAUGUGUGUAGGGUUCUUGUGUAUUUCACAUAGAUGUAUAGUCAGCAGGUUUUAGUGAGAGAGCUCCACUAGUGGUCAUUUUACUUUGCUUUAGAUGUGCUGUGCUAUGCUAUGAUCUGUACAUUGAGCAUGCUGGUUUAGCUAGAGUAUACUUACUCAGCAGGUACAUAUGCUGUGCUGCUUAAGAAGUAUUUUAGAUGUGCUAUUUUUAUGCCUUAAACAAAAUGUGGGGUGGAGGCAGUGGCCUUGUCUAUUUGUUCAGUGCUGAUGUUUUUGUUUGUUUUAAUGUUUUUCAAACCAGUGCAAAAAGAUUUCCCUUCAUUUCUAUUACAUAUCGUCAAGCGUAACCCAAAAUCAGCAUCUACUCAACUGCGAUUUGAAUGUUACGAAAUGAAGAUGUACUUAAGAUUAAUAAUGUUACUCUAUAGCUUUGCAGUUGCGAAGUCUUAUGAAGGAACUUCAAGUGCAUUUAAUGGAGCUGCUAUUAGCUUUGAUUUUUUUAUUUUUUAUUUUCUGCCUUUGUGUUUUCCAUGUUUCUGUGACUGAAGUCAGUUAAUUAUCCCUGUUUUUCAAAGACCUUGACCAAUGACAAAUUUAAUUUAUGUAAUGAAAACUACUUGGUUUGUUAUUUUGUAUUGUAAGUCUGAAUAAAGAGCCAUUUCAUAUUGUA